Messenger RNA from Colletotrichum lupini, 303 nucleotides. RefSeq lists its product as uncharacterized. The transcript has 3 exons. The record is from RefSeq and is a predicted model, not a curated record. The coding region runs from base 1 to 303 and encodes 100 amino acids. Lineage: Eukaryota; Fungi; Ascomycota; Sordariomycetes; Glomerellales; Glomerellaceae.
AUGGGUAAUGCCGAGAAGGGAGAAAACUCCUACAGUGUCGACGUCAUCCCGAGAUACUUGCCUGAACCAUCAGAAUCCGCAGCUGCAAGCGCUCUCAGCGGUUACGAUGCUACCCUGCCUUCUCAGUUCUUCCUCUGGCCAAGUCCCGUGUCCUCGGCGCUUCUCGAGAGGGAGGGCGGCGGUGGUCGGCUCAAGGUUGCCGCAGGGUUCGCACAGGGCCCCCUGACUCGCAGACGGCGCCGCUCGGACAGGAAUAGUUCCAACCCAAGUCUGACUGAGCCAACGGUAUUGGCCCAAGUUUAG